UGACGGCGGCGACCCCGCCCCUCAGGCCGCUCCUCCCUCUCGGGAAGGGGUCACUGAGCGUCGGCUCCGUACGCGCGCGCCCCGCGAUGGGGACCGAGCUCGGGCAGGCGGGGGGAGGGGCAGCUGUCACGACGCUGAGUGAUCUAGCGGAUGUCUGAAAGUUGACUUGAGCAUAAGCAGUGAGAUGUUUUGCCAUUUGGGGGCUGUGAGGAGGUUGUGUCUGGAGAAAAUAUUGCUACAAUGGGUUCUUCAGGCAAGACCUUUGUCAGGGGCUGAAGCCGUCAAUGCUCUCAGACCUUUCUAUUUUGCUGUGCAUCCAGAUUUCUUUGGCCAGCAUCCCAGAGAAAGGGAAAUCAAUGAAAAUUCUCUUAAGAGGUUAAAUGGCUAUUUGGAGAAUCUCCAGAAACCAGGAUUUAAAUCUUUUAAGCCAACUCAACUCACUUUUUAUGUGAGAGAGAGAGAACAAAACUCUUCUGAUGUCCAAGAAUCCUUCAGUGCUGCAGUGCCUUAUCUAAUACCCAUUGAUGUCCAUUGGCAUUGGAUCAGGCCCUUAAAGGCUAUCCCAGGUUUUCGAGCCGUCAGUUUUACUUUGCACACCAGGGACUUACUAAGCACAGUAUUGGACAUUCUCAACUCCUGCAGCUUAUCUACUGAGCAUGUCCAAAGUGUGAACUCUCAGCCUCACAAAGAAGUAAAAGGGACAUUUUACAGGCCUAUCAAAUGGGACAAGACUUACUACUCGUUUACUGGAUUCAAGGAUCCUGAGGAAGAACUAGAACAAGCCCAGAGGGUGGAAAUUACUCUAAUCUCCUGGUUAGAUAAUAGUGAAAAAAGUGCAAUAAAGAAGCUGAGAAAGAGCUUACCACUUAGGGAAGAACUAAACCGUUUAAAAGAUGAACUCACUCAUCAGCUACAGCUCUCUGAUAUCAGGUGGCAAAGAAGCUGGGGUAUUGCCCAUCGUUGUAGCCAGCUACACAGUCUAGGUCGUUUAGCUCAGCAGAGCCCAGAAGUACUGAGGAACGUUAAAGGACACACAGUAGUAUUCACGGACUGUUCAGGUAUGAGUGCAACAGGCCAUGUCAUGCUAGGCACAAUGGAUGUUCACCAUCACUGGAUCAAAAUUUUUGAAAGAUUGCCUAGCUAUUAUAAACUUCAAAAGAAGAUGCUGCUUUUGGAGGACCGUAUAAGUCAUCUUCUAGGAGGCAUACAAAUAACAUACAUUGAAGAGCUGCAGCCACUGUUAACUCUUGAAGAGUAUUACACUAGUCUUGAUGCUUUCUAUAAUAGAUUGCUUAACAGUAAACUAUCUUUUCAUCCUCGUAGUCUGCGUGGCUUGCAAAUGAUUCUAGAAAGUGAUAGGUAUGCUCCAAACUUGCAUGAACUUGGGCAUUUUAACAUCCCAACAAUGUGUGAUCUAGCAACCCUUCAGUGGUUUAUUAUUACCAAAGCACAGCAAGCAAGAGAGAAUCUGAAAAGAAAGGAAGAGUUGACAGUGAUGGAAAAAGAGCUAAUCAGUGCUUCCACUGAAAAAUUUUCUCUGAAACAGCUGUAUAAGGAACCAAGUAUUUCCCAUGCACAGAUGAUAGAUUGUUGUAAGCGACUGCUGGAAGAAUCGCUCCCAUACCUGCAAGGCAUGCACCUCUGCAUUUCACACUUUUACUCAGUGUUGCAAGAUGGAGACCUCUGUAUUCCUUGGAACUGGAAAAGCUGAGGCCUGUCUAAUAAUCAGAGGAACUGUCUGUUUUCUCUGAGGCUAUAAACAUGAAUGAUUUUCUUUUAGAGUAAAUUAUUUAAAUGUGUAUUUUGAUAUCAGUAUUUUCACUAAUCCAAGAACUUUCUUUAAUUGCUGCUCAGAAAGUAGAACUUCAGUUCUAGACAGCUUGAUGAAUAAGGUACAUUAUUGCCUGUUCAUGCAUAAACAUUCUGUACGGUUUCCAUACUCCUUUACAAGUCCCAUCAUAGGGAAGGGGUAAUGAAAGGUCAUUUUUGAUAGUUAAACAAAACUUUUGAAUUGGAUUUAAAGGUUACAAAAAGGGUUUUGGUUUGUUUUUCAUAUACAUAAAUAUUCCAGGAUGGAUUUUAUUAAGUUCAUAGAAAUUGUACCUCUAAAGCCAAGCGCUAUGUACUGUCCAAAGUAGGUAAUUAACUGGAUUCAGAAAUUAAGAAAUAUCUUGUCAAAGUAGUUUUAGGGGUGGCAAAAGCAGUAGAAGUAAUUCUAGAGUCCUUCAUAUAUCAUUAAGUGUCUGGUGCCAGUAUGUAGUUACAUAUUGCUGUAUAUCUUACUGUAUAAGAAAUAUAGAAGAAGGAAAAAUCCAUCAGUGUUUAUUAUGCAAAUAGGGACAGUAUUUGAACAUUUGUUUAAGAGGAGUUUAUUUUAAAUGUCAAUCCAAUAUCUGCCCAUUGGAGUAGGUGUUUACACUUUCAAAAUGACAUCCUCUUUGUAAAUAUAUCUCCAAUCUACAUUAUUGUUACAUCAUUUGUUACUGGAGUGUAAGAUGCAUCAAUUGAUUUUAAAUACACUGUAGCUACGGGCAUGACUGUGAAACUUCUCACACUGGUGAGCACUGAUUUGCAUGACUAGUCCUGAUGAAGUCUAGGGAUGGUAGAAGUCAGUGUCUGUCUGACUACUUAUGACAGUAAAUGCUCACUAAUGUAAGUAUGAGGUUCACAGUCAGCCCUGAGGAUCAGACAUACUGAAUUUUAUUUAAACUUGAUAACUCGAAUAUCGUAAGAUAAGGAUUGAGGGCUUAUUUUCUGAGUAAAUGUUAUACGCAUUAAAAAGUUGCUGUUUCACUGUAUUUCAUACUAGAAUACACACUGUGUUUGAGUUCUACAUCUUCAAAAUCAUCUGAAAGGAACUUGCCAGUUAACAUUUUUUGGACUUGGAUUCAUCUUUCAGAACUGGCAAAAAUACUGUAAAAUAAAUAUGUAUAAAUUAUG
Messenger RNA from Gopherus flavomarginatus (Mexican gopher tortoise), 2940 nucleotides. It is a transcript of the gene TCAIM, whose product is annotated as T cell activation inhibitor, mitochondrial. Lineage: Eukaryota; Metazoa; Chordata; Testudines; Testudinidae. Bases 185 to 1711 code for a protein of 508 amino acids. The transcript is spliced from 12 exons. The record is from RefSeq and is a predicted model, not a curated record. Gene Ontology annotation, cellular component: mitochondrion.